ACAUAAAAUUAUUUAUGAAUAAACUGAUAAACAUUAAAGAGAUACUUGUAUUAUCACAAGAUAAUUAAUCUUGUAAUAACACAUUUAUACUUAACAAAGUCGUGUAAUAAAAAAGCAGUAAUACACAAACAAGCGUCAGUAUCAUAAUAUUUUUUCAAGAGAUACAUUAUAGUUUAAUUAUUAUUCGAAAUGAUACAGUAUUUAACAAUAAUUUUUGUGUUAUUAAUUUUUAAAUUAUCUGGUUCUUUGUCUGAGAAAUUAUUAACAGAAAUAGUUAGUACAAAUAAAGGACCAGUACGUGGUGAAAUUGUUAAAACUGUACAAAAUUUAAUUGAUUAUUCAGCAUUUAGAGCAAUUCCUUAUGCAAAGCCACCAAUUGGUGAACUAAGAUUCAAGCCUCCAGUUGAAGCUGAUCCUUGGAAUGAAGUUUUAAUUGUCACAAAUGAAGCAAAUUUAUGUCCACAAUUAAAUAGUACUGAUAAAUCAUUUCGUGGAAAUGAAGAUUGUCUUUAUCUCAAUGUUUUUACACCAAAGAUUCAAUUUAAUCCAAGUGAUGAUGAAUUAUUAGCUGUGAUGGUAUGGAUUUACGGUGGAGGAUUUUAUGAAAGAGAUAUAAAUAGUUCACGAUAUGGACCAGAUUUUUUAGUUGAAAAUAAUGUUAUUAUUGUUGAUAUGAAUUAUCGAGCUGGAGCAUUAGGUUUUUUAUCGUUGAAUCAUCGUAAUGCAACUGGAAAUAUGGGUUUAAAGGAUCAAGUACUUGCAUUAAAAUGGGUUAAAAAAAAUAUUAAAAAUUUUGGUGGUGAUCCAAUGAGGAUUACAAUAUUUGGACAAAGUGCUGGUGGUGCUGCUGUUAUGUAUCAUAAAAUAUCUGAUGCUUCACGUGGAUUAUUCAAUGCAUCAAUAUCAAUGAGUGGAUCAGUAUUAAAUCCUUGGGCAAUAUCAUCAACUGAUGAAGCAGUAUCACGUGCAUUUUUAGUUGGUAAAAAACUUGGUAUUACAACAACCAAUAAAGAAUUGUUAUUGGAAAAAUUAUAUAAUUCAACACCAGAAGAACUUGUUCGUGCUUCUCAAAUAUCUGUUGGAAUAGAUUUAUUUUUUAAACCAACAAUCGAAGAUCCUGAUAUUGCAACAGAUCCAUUUUUAACAAAUUGUCCAAUUAAAAUAUUAAAAUCACAAAAUUAUACACAACUUCCAGCUAUGCUUGGAUUUGUUGAAUAUGAAGAGCUUCAAUCUGGUGAUGAAUUUUCAAAGAUUGGAGUAUCAUUAAUACAAUUAAUCAAUUCAACAAAUAUUUCGAAAUUAAUUAAUACAACAGAGCUAGAAAUAUGGGCAAAAAAAUUACAUGAUAAUCAUGUUUAUGCACUUAUCAAUGCAAUAAGUGAUUAUUUAUUUGUUGCUGGAAUUGAUAAAACUCAACAAUUAUUGGCUGAUGGUUCUGCGCCAAUAUAUUAUUAUAAAAAUUCAUUUGACUAUGAUAUGUCAUAUCACAAAGUUGAAAAUAGAUCUAAUCUUAAUGGCACUGCUCACAGUGAUGAUAUAUAUCAUAUUUUUUGGCUUGAAAAUGCUCAUCAAUCACUCGAUCCAUCUAGUGACAUAAGUAAACAUAGAAAUAAAUUAGUUAAAUUAUGGACAAAUUUUGCUAAAUAUUUUAAUCCAACACCAAAUGGAACUUUAGAUAGUCUUUGGAUUCCAUCAGGAAAAGAAGGAAUGAUUUUAGAAAUUGGACAAACUGAUACCAAAAUGGCACCAAGACCAGCCAGUUCAUUUGUUCAAAUUUUACAAAAACUUACAUUAAAUUUUGAAGAAAAAUUAAAUGGAUGUUUAUAAUAAAAAUUAAAUAUAUGUAUCUACUGACAUUUAAAAUGAAAUUAUCCUUAUAUCAAUUCAAAAACAGAAAAAUAAAAAAAACCAGUUAUUUUUAUUUAUUUAUAAAAAAUUUCAGGGUCGUUUGUUAGUUUGAUCAUCGAUCCAUAUCGAUAUGCUUGUUAUAAUCAAUUAAAAAUACUUACAUUAGCAUUAUUAUUAUCUUGACGUUGAUGAUCAGUCAUUUUUUUUUCCAUCAGCUGUUUUUUUAAAUUAACAACAAUUAUUGUAAAUUAAAAAUUAUCACUUUAUGUUGUACGAUUGUUAAUAAUAAUUUUUUUUUUUUCUCAAGUGCAUUUUAAUUAUUUUUAAAAAUUAAAAUUUACGACAUUAAAACAAGGAAGUUAUCAGUAUAAUUUAUUACUGCCAAUUUAUUUAUCAUGAUGAUUAGCAUAUUCUUGUGUUUAUCUGAUAAUUUGUUUAUGUUUUUAAAUUUUUUAUAUUUCUUUUCCCCCACUACGAAUCAUUCGAAUAGUAUUUAACACGCUCAGUGAGCAUAUCAUCAUUGAUAAAUCCAACCGAGACGAGUUUUUUGUUUCUAAAAAUUUUAUUUAACAACAAAAAAAUUAAAAAUGAUUUAUAAAAUUAUUAUUUUAACACUUGUUUGUACAUAUGUUGUUUGUAAUGACAUGAAGGAAUCAACAUUACCAGAAGUUCCCGAAGAUGGAACAUGUGUUGAAGGACAAAAUUACCGAUUAGAUUGCAAUACAUGUCAUUGUUUUGGUAACAAUCAACUUGGUUGUACUCUCAAAGGUUGUCUCCCUUCAGGUGUAUUAUGAAAAAGAAAAUGGUAAUUGAUUAAAAAAAAUUGUCAAUAAUUUAUAAUAUCAACAAAAUAAUUACUUGAAUUAUUCGAAUAAAUAAAUUACAUUUUAUAUAUAUUUAUUUAUUUAAUUUCCAUUGUUAAUAAAAAAAAAUAAAAUAAAUAAAGUAAAAAAAAAAAGAAUUCAAUAAAAAUAUUUAAUUAAAUUAUUUGAUAAAUUAAACAAAGCCAGUAAGAAAUUAAAUUGAAUAAAUUGAAGGUUUGAUUACUACUUGAUAUCGAGGACAAAUAGAAAAAAAAUAAAAAUGUGAUUAUUGCAAAAUACAAUCGAUGCUACAAUGACCAUGAGUCUUUGACCUUCGAUGCGUAUGUAUUACACUUGUAUGCUGGUUAAAUUAAAAACGACAACGUGCCAAGAUUUUUCCUCUACCAAAAAUAACCCCCGGAAGAAAAUUCUUUAAAAUAUAACAACAAUAUUUAUGAAAUUUUUGACGAGAAUACAGAAGAAAUUAGCAUACGAGAAUUUUUUUUUUUUUUAAAUAUUUAAACUAAAUAAAAAUAUAUUACUUGGAAAAUUUUUAAUGCUUUAUACUUGACAUUAAAAAAUAGAAAUAAUAUGAAAAAUUAAAAUGAUAUUUAUUUUAUAAACAAAUGGAAUUUUUUUGAAUAAAAAAAAAAAAAAUAUAUACGGUAUUUGAAAAACAAUUUCAUAAACAUCAAGUUGAAUAAACAUAUAAUUAUUUGAACUUGUUAUCUUGUAUAUUUGUUCGUUUAUUAAUUAUUCAUCACCAACAAUAAAAUGACACAUGACUGUUCUGUUUCCGUACAGCACUAUCAUCACCGAAUUA
This is a messenger RNA of Aphidius gifuensis, 3474 nucleotides long. Its product is annotated as juvenile hormone esterase-like. The record is from RefSeq and is a predicted model, not a curated record. Lineage: Eukaryota; Metazoa; Arthropoda; Insecta; Hymenoptera; Braconidae. Bases 190 to 1827 code for a protein of 545 amino acids. The transcript is spliced from 11 exons.